Perca flavescens (yellow perch) is the source of this 4574-nucleotide messenger RNA. RefSeq names its product oncostatin M receptor (gene osmr). The record is from RefSeq and is a predicted model, not a curated record. The transcript has 17 exons. Gene Ontology annotation, molecular function: protein binding. NCBI's taxonomy places the organism in Eukaryota, Metazoa, Chordata, Actinopteri, Perciformes, Percidae. The coding region runs from base 69 to 2726 and encodes 885 amino acids.
GUUAGUGCAUGCAGUGAAUGGCCAGCAUGUCACUCUGAUUUAGCUCUGAUCAUUUCUGUAUUAACAGGAUGAUACGUUUCAGAAUAUCCUUGAUUAACCUGGUUAGGUUCUAUCUAAUAUUUUCUGAGGAUUACAGUGGAUGCUGCGUGGACACUGUUUGGCCGCCAAGCCCGAGCAUCAUUUAUCUGCAGGCUAUCAGUGACGAGCAAAGCCUUGUGGUGAGCUGGCUGGUUAACCACAGCAGGGGCGACAUUUAUGAGGUCCAGGUCAGCCGCACUGAAAACUACAACGUCAUUUACAAUAGAAAUCUGAGUUUAAUCUCCGUGGAUUCAGAUGAAUACACAUGGACAUGGACCUCUGAUCUGCCUCUGGAGUGCGUCGAUCACUCAGUCAGAAUACGACAUUUCUAUAAUCAGUCUGUCCCGAGUCCCUGGAGCAACUGGAUAACCAACCAUGGAGCCCAGAUGAAGGUUGAGACCAAGAUCUUCCCCUGCGAGCGGAUAAUGAGAGAGCACACCAGUGCCAUGUUCUGCUGUGUUUACCCAAGAGGAGUCGAUAUUACUAGCAUGAUCUUGAACAGCAAAAAAUACCCUCUUAUCAGCAUUGGAGCUGGAGUCAAGGCUAUCGCUGUAGAUAACCUGACCAUCCCAACAGGGUUGAUUAAACGUCUUUCACUCUCUUGCAAUAAUGCAACAGGCGGGAUCGGUUAUGCCUGGAACUACAUCAGUUUUCCUCCCCAGAAGCCCAGAAACCUCAGCUGUGCGACCUCAGACAUGACAACUGUCAUUUGCACCUGGGAAUCGGGCAGAAAACGAGACCCGUAUGAUCGCAACAAGCAAACACACACUAUCCACUUAGAGAACUCCGACCAGGCUCCCAUCAACUGCGAGCAGUCAUCUUGUACUUUCCCGGCCGUCCCGCAGUUGGAAGAAUACAACAUCAGUUUGGUGGUGAAGGACCAGCUGGGAGAGGAGACAGAGAGUUAUAGCUUCAACAUCUCUGACAGAGUCUUUCCUGUUGUGGAGGUGAACAGAGUGAACCCUGGGUCAACACACACCACUGUUUCCUGGAUCGUCCCAGGGAACUUGACCCAACUGAACCUCCUCUGUCAGGUCACUACAGACUCAGACAGCACCACUGAGCUGAGUUGCAAUAAUGCGAGUGGUCUCUGCCAAGUCAAACUGGAACAUCUGCUUCCCAACACGUGCUACUCUACCAGAGUACGCUGCUGUGCCAAUGGCAGGCUCUGGGGAGAUUGGACACAGCCCAUAUCCUUCAUUACCUAUCCGUUGGUGACCUUGGAUGUAUGGAGGAGAAUAAAGCAGCUGUCCGACACGAUGACUCGUCAAGUUACUCUAUUUUGGACUCCACAUGUUCCUGGGUCAGCAGUCACAGUGAACAUCCAAGGCUACAUAGUUCAGUGGUUGCAGGAAGGCCAAAACUGGACUGAGUGGAAGGACAGUGGACAAACCCAGGCAGAGGUCUCCAUCGAUCCGGGACAGUAUGACUUCAGUGUCCAAGCUGUUGUCCACACCGGCUCCACCAUCCCUGCUCACAUCACCAUCCCACAGGGGGACGAUGGAGAAAUCCUCCCAGUAAAGAAGCGGUUGAGCAGCAGCACAGCUACUGGUUUUAAUCUGUCCUGGGUGGAGCAGGACUCUGCCACCUGUGGCUAUACAGUGGAGUGGUGCAUCAUGGGAAACACAGUGCCUUGCACUCUGCAAUGGCUGAAGGUGCCAGAGGGAAACAACACAUUGUUCCUACCUGCUAGAAAUUUCAAAGCAGGUUGUAGGUAUACAUUUAAAAUCUACGGAUGCACAGAAAAUGGACACCGACUACUUGAGGUACAGACUGGAUACUCACAAGAGCUCAAAUCUGUACAGUCCCCGAGUUUGGUUGAACCUUUUCAGAUUACUAGUUCAUCUGUGACGCUGGAGUGGAGUUACGAUGAAGACGAUCCGGCUCAUUCGGCAUUUAUCACUGGUUACCUGGUUACAGCACAGGCAGUAGGAUCUGGUACGCUGCUAGGUCAUGCUGCAAAUCUGUUUAACGUGUCGGUGGCAGACCCUCGGAGGAAGUCUGUGACCAUAGAGGGUCUGCAGCAGAACCAAGAGUAUGCUUUCUCUGUGAGCGCUCUCACUAAGGAGGGGCCUGGACAACCAACCAACAUCACUAUCAGGACCAGAACCAACUACUCUGCUCACCUGGCCAAGAUACUGACUCCCAUCUUGUUACUGCUGGGCUGCAUCAUUCUCCUGUGGCCUCAAAGAAAAAUACUGAUGAGUGUGCUGAGGGAUAUCUUUACUUAUCCUGCUGGUAUGAACAUCAAUACUCCUGAGUUUGACAGCUUCCUGCAAGAGACGAGUGAGCAGCUGCAGUCUCAGAAGGUGGAGGAGUGCAGAUGCUGCAACAUUGAGAUCCUGAAUACCAGACCUCUUCUGGAUGAAACAACGGCACUGAGAGAUGCUGAACCCAUGAACACGCUGCCCUCUCCUGGUUCCCAGCCCUCUCCUUCAGCCUUGUCACUCUCCUGUGUGCCACUCCAAACAGAAUACUGUCCACAGUCAGUCACAGUGUCCUGCGACAGAACAACCCUUCAACAAACAUGCAUCUCAAACAAGACUUAUAUGCACACCAUUGAGGAGGAUUUGUCUGAGGCACAACAAGUCAUGCUUCGGGAAUCAAGUAGUGUUAUAUAUGGUUAUAUCUUCAGUGAGACUUUAUAAAGUCAAAGACUAGGCCCAAAACAUCUAUGUCCUAUGUUUUCAACAGUUAAACUUCUGUAAAUAGAUGCUUUGUUUAUUAGGCAUAAUGUCAAUCUGCAGCUUUCUAAUGUAAAUACGUGAAGCUUUUGUAUUUAUGCCACACUUUAACAUACUAUAUGCACAUGUGAUUGGAAAAUGCAGCUUAUCAUAACAUACUGUAUGUAGUGCAGAAAAGCAGCAGGCGAUCUGGAGAGUAUUUUAGACUUACUACAAAACUUAACUUAAACUACUUAUGGCUUCUACGGCAAUACAGUCCAAAGUGAAAGUGUAUACAAUUUCACAAGAGAAAGUGAAGUGUGAAGCAACUACAGAUGUUAUCUUGAUACAACUGAUAGCACGAACAUCUAAAAGACAGCUGAACAUCUAAAAAGAUUUGCAUCUUUUUUGAACUUUUUGUUUUAUAUUACUUGUAUGGCAUUAUCAAAAUGUAUAAUUGACUAUCAAACACUGUAUUGAAUGAUCCGGUAGGAGGUAGUAUACCAUAUUGAUGUAAUAGCUAAAAGAAGCUAGAAAGAAGAAAGGAAAAAUAAGAGGAAAAGGGUUAUUGGCCAGUAUUUGUUUCUGCAGCUGCCCAUCAGUGACUAGUGGGUAAGAAGUCUGUUUUUACUGUGACGAGAGUCUGACUCAAAUAUCAAAACUUACUGGACUCUUACACGUAAACUUUCUCUACUUGUUAAAACAGGCCACUCAGUAAUUUCUGAAACCUCCUACUGAUAUUUUGCUCUACAGUUAUGACUCCAAUUUCCACCAAAUAUGCAGUUCAUAGCCAGACAUGUUAUGUUAUUUGGUACGGGUGAAUCACACAGCAUGUCUUUCCUCAGUCCAUGCUUAAGGUACAUUAGAAAUACACCAUGAAACAAAAAGGAAGAACAAGGGAUUGCGUCUGAUUUGAAGUUUAACCUAAUUGUGACUCAGUCACAGAUCUUAGCAUUUAUUAAUUUUCACAUUCCACUUAAAAGUCACAGGUUAUUAUAGAGUCAAAAGUCAUACAGUAGUUACAACAGCCUGAGUGAAGUGGGAAUUUCAAAGAAGACAACAGAGGACAAAUAGAAAAUAAAAUCCAUUUCGGAUCUCCACAGUAAAUGCUGUCCAAAUACUCGGAGCAGAGGAGAUUGGCUGUUUGUCCUGAACAUCCUGGCAGCUUUAGGAAUUUCCCCUAAAAAUCUUUAAAAAGCGAGGACAGAAAAUUGAUGUAAAUGGAACGAACUGAUGCCAUUAUGUACUGUAAAAUAAAAUAUAUAAAAGAAAUACAAUGCCAGAAGAGAGGACAUGCUUUAAAUACAACUGUCAAUUUGGUGCAGGUACAAAACAUGCACACAAACAUGUAUUAAAAAAACCACUAUCACAAUCUAUCUCUCAGACACGCAGCUUAUUGGUGCUGCCUCAGUAGUGCAGAGUUCACAGAAAAAAAAGCAGCAUGAUCUGACCUGCAAAACAAGGAGCUUUGAGUCAACGGGAGCACAAGCAGCCAGUAGAGCUGAGGGAAACAGGUGACACAUCAACUCAGUUUUUUUUGUGGUUUGAUCUUUGGAUCUAUUAGGAGGAUCUUGUUCAGUGGCAUAUUGUUACUCGGGUGCCUUUCUCUGACUGGGAGCAAAGUCUUUAGUGCACACAAUUGAGAUCCGAGAUGACCUGCUGAACAGGCGCAAGAUAUUCUCAACCUGGAAGCCAGUCUUCACACACACGUCCUCUGUUUUACUCUCAUCCUCACCUUGCUGUGCCUUCUGAAAGGGAAACGCAAAUGAGUUUGUUCACAUGGCAACUACAACAAAAACAGUAACACGAUUAAAAAUGAAGUGGAAAAGUGCA